AUGAUUGAGUGUUCAACAGGAAAAUUCAUCAAGUUCAUUAACAACAACAGUGCCCUUCCUGUUGCAAGUCUUGACCCGGAGUUGCACCCGAUCACGGUGUUCCUAUGCUUUACACAACAUGUUCAAUAUGAGCAUACCGGCAAACUUGUGUUUCUUUCUGAUUUGCAAGGUCAUAGACAUGUUCCGUGCGUUACAAUCUCACUCAUUUGA
This is a messenger RNA of Mycena citricolor, 210 nucleotides long. The record is from the annotation of a GenBank genome assembly. Lineage: Eukaryota; Fungi; Basidiomycota; Agaricomycetes; Agaricales; Mycenaceae.